UUGAAACACCAAGUGCACUGAUUUUCGCUUUCCCUUAUUUGAAUUUCUUUUCUCGUCGCUUCAAAACCCAAACCCCUCUCUUCUAAGGCGCAAGCGCAGCAAUUCCGUCUCAAAUUAGGGUUCUUCAAUUGUUCGACGAUGGGUGGAAAACGAGUCGCCAAUAAGCGGCAACGCGACGCCGCCGACGACCAGCUUCGCACUGUCAAGAGAGAACGCGUCGCCGCUGCUGAGGCCGCCGACGAGGCUGAGUCCCCUAAGAAACAAGAUCCGGCUAGUCGCCGGUUCAUACGCUCCGAGUUUUUCAAACUCAAAACUCUCAUUAACGAGAAAAAGGACGAUUUGAUGAACACCGAUUCCGACAAGUUCGAUUCCAUCUUGAAUGAGUUCCACAAGCUCCACGAUCAAGUCCAGAAGCCGAGAGAGCAGGUUGCAGAUGCAGAGGCGCUGCUGGAGCUGACUAACAGUUUGGUGAUGUCAGUGAGGUCUAUGGUGAAUGACAAUGUUACCCCUGCUGAAUUUGUUGGUUGUUUGAUCAAGGAAUAUGGCCAACCAUCCAUCCAAGACCCGGAGUGCAACUCGAUCGACUGGAAAAAACUUGGUCUUGCUGUGUCCCCCAUUUUUAUGAAGGUUCAGGGUUGUUGCACCAUGCUUGGUCCCAUGGAGAGGGAGUUGAAGCAACGCAAGAUUGGAGUUCAGAGACAAAGAACACAGCCAACAUCUGAAAGGGCUAGACCUCAAGAGGUUGUUCAGGCCCAAGAAAAGGAGAGAUCUGAUACUGAUCAAACCAUGAAAGUAAUGUUUGACAUCUUGGCGAAAAUGAGACGCGUUCAACUUGAAUGUCUAAUUCUGAACAGAACAUCAUUUGCUCAGACCGUGGAAAACUUGUUUAGCCUGUCAUUUUUAGUCAAAGAUGGUCGGGCUCAGAUCACUGUGGAUGAAAACCGCAUACACUACGUUUCGCCUAGGAAUGCUCCCUCGGGUGAUUCUCUGAAAGCUAAAGAAGCCACUUUCACUCAUUUCAUGUUCAGAUUUGAUUUCCAAGAUUGGAAGUUAAUGAAAGAUAUGGUGCCUGAGGGCAAGGAGUUAAUGCCUCAUAGGACUCAGUUUUGCACUGUUGGUUCUCAACCACAGAUGGGUUCUGAUGAUGGUUCCCCACGUCCUCUAACUGUCACACCUAUCAGGAAAUUUUCUCGGAACCGAGGGCUGGUUGUGCAGGAGGAAGGUGUGGUAGAGGAAUCUCCUGAAUGUGAUGAUGAAAAAUCUUCCAGAGCAGCUGCCAUCAGAAAUUGUAAGCGUAAGCUUACAUAAGCAGUAGCAUGUUAGGGACUAGAUCGACUUAUGGUGUGUACAUGAGUAUGUUUUCUUUUGUGCAAUAGAUAUGUUAUUGCUAGCAACCUAUCAGACUGGCUUUUGCAGUAUAUAUAUAUGAUGUAAAUGUUCCUAAAAAUACUAAAAUACCUUCCGAAUGAUGCUUAAUUUCUCUU
This is a messenger RNA of Arachis stenosperma, 1484 nucleotides long. RefSeq names its product non-structural maintenance of chromosomes element 4 homolog A-like. The transcript is spliced from 7 exons. Lineage: Eukaryota; Viridiplantae; Streptophyta; Magnoliopsida; Fabales; Fabaceae. The record is from RefSeq and is a predicted model, not a curated record. Bases 139 to 1308 code for a protein of 389 amino acids. Gene Ontology annotation, biological process: DNA repair. Gene Ontology annotation, cellular component: nucleus; Smc5-Smc6 complex.